Messenger RNA from Apaloderma vittatum (bar-tailed trogon), 2788 nucleotides. RefSeq names its product probable phospholipid-transporting ATPase IIB. Gene Ontology annotation, cellular component: trans-Golgi network; endosome; plasma membrane. The record is from RefSeq and is a predicted model, not a curated record. NCBI's taxonomy places the organism in Eukaryota, Metazoa, Chordata, Aves, Trogoniformes, Trogonidae. The transcript has 19 exons. The annotation marks the transcript as partial. Gene Ontology annotation, molecular function: ATP hydrolysis activity; magnesium ion binding; ATP binding. Gene Ontology annotation, biological process: retrograde vesicle-mediated transport, Golgi to endoplasmic reticulum; endocytosis; phospholipid translocation.
GUUGGCUUGCUGGACCUGGAGUUGAAUCAACUGACUAAAGCCCUGUUUUUGGCUUUAGUUGCACUAUCCGUCGUUAUGGUAACCCUGCAAGGAUUUGUAGGGCCAUGGUAUCGCAACCUUUUCCGGUUCCUCCUCCUGUUUUCCUAUAUCAUCCCCAUCAGUUUACGUGUGAACUUGGACAUGGGUAAAGCAGCCUACGGGUGGAUGAUCAUGAAGGAUGACAAUAUUCCUGGAACAGUUGUUCGAACUAGCACCAUACCAGAAGAGCUGGGACGAUUAGUUUAUUUGCUAACGGAUAAAACAGGAACGCUUACGCAGAAUGAGAUGAUAUUCAAGCGCCUCCACCUAGGUACGGUGUCCUAUGGAACAGACACAAUGGAUGAAAUUCAGAGUCAUAUUAUAAACUCCUAUUCACAGGUGCACUCGCAGAGCAGUGGCAACAGUACAAGCUCGACACCGUCUCGGAAACCUCAGUCGGCUGCGCCCAAAGUCCGCAAGAGCGUGAGCAGCCGGAUACACGAGGCGGUGAAGGCCAUCGCCCUGUGCCACAACGUCACUCCCGUGUACGAGUCCCGGGCUGGUGUGUCUGGAGAAACAGAAUAUGCAGAGGUGGAUCAGGACUUCAGCGAUGAAAAUCGAACUUACCAGGCUUCCAGCCCCGAUGAGGUAGCCCUGGUGCAGUGGACUGCGAGUGUGGGUCUCACCCUGGUGAGCAGGGAUCUGACCUCGGUGCAGCUGAAGACCCCCGGCGGCCACAUCCUCACCUACUAUAUCCUGCAGAUCUUCCCCUUCACUUCCGAGAGCAAGCGCAUGGGGAUCAUAGUCAGGGAUGAAUCUUCAGGAGAAAUUACAUUUUACAUGAAGGGUGCAGAUGUUGCAAUGUCCACAAUUGUGCAGUACAAUGAUUGGUUAGAAGAAGAGUGUGGUAACAUGGCACGAGAAGGACUGCGUACGCUGGUUGUUGCCAAAAAGUCACUAACUGAAGAACAGUAUCAGGAUUUUGAGAGUCGCUAUAACCAGGCGAAGUUAAGCAUACACGAUAGAAACCUGAAGGUUGCUGCUGUCGUAGAGAGUUUGGAGCGAGAAAUGGAGUUGCUGUGUCUCACUGGAGUAGAAGAUCAGUUGCAAGCAGAUGUUAGACCGACUCUAGAGAUGCUAAGAAAUGCUGGAAUAAAGAUAUGGAUGUUAACAGGAGAUAAACUGGAGACAGCGACUUGCAUUGCAAAAAGUUCUCACUUAGUGUCUAGGACUCAAGAUAUUCACAUUUUCAGACCUGUUACCACUCGAGGAGAAGCUCACUUAGAACUCAACGCCUUCAGGAGGAAGCAUGACUGUGCCUUGGUGAUAUCUGGGGACUCGCUUGAGGUUUGUCUGAAGUAUUAUGAGCAUGAAUUUGUAGAGUUGGCUUGUCAGUGUCCGGCUGUCGUGUGCUGCCGAUGUUCUCCCACCCAAAAAGCUCAUAUUGUGAAACUGUUACAGCACCACACCGGGAAACGCACGUGUGCGAUAGGUGAUGGAGGAAAUGAUGUCAGCAUGAUCCAGGCAGCCGACUGUGGAAUUGGAAUUGAAGGCAAGGAGGGAAAGCAAGCUUCCCUAGCCGCUGACUUUUCCAUCACACAGUUCAAACACAUAGGGAGGCUGCUGAUGGUACAUGGUCGAAACAGUUACAAAAGAUCAGCAGCGCUUGGUCAAUUUGUCAUGCACCGAGGCCUUAUUAUUUCAACUAUGCAGGCUGUAUUUUCAUCAGUCUUCUAUUUUGCAUCUGUUCCCUUGUACCAAGGAUUCCUAAUGGUAGGGUAUGCAACCAUCUAUACUAUGUUUCCAGUCUUCUCUCUCGUAUUGGAUCAGGAUGUGAAGCCAGAAAUGGCAUUGCUGUACCCAGAGCUUUAUAAGGAUCUCACAAAGGGAAGAUCUUUGUCAUUUAAGACCUUCCUCAUCUGGGUUUUAAUCAGUAUCUACCAAGGUGGGAUUCUGAUGUACGGAGCCCUGCUGCUUUUUGAAUCCGAGUUCGUGCAUGUCGUUGCCAUUUCCUUCACUGCCCUCAUCUUGACGGAGCUCUUGAUGGUUGCCCUGACCAUACGGACGUGGCACUGGUUGAUGGUGGUGGCUGAAUUCCUCAGUCUUGGCUGCUAUGUGGCCUCUCUUGCAUUUCUAAAUGAAUACUUUGGUAUAGGCAGAGUGUCUUUUGGAGCUUUCUUAGAUGUUGCCUUUAUCACAACUGUGACCUUCCUGUGGAAAGUGUCAGCAAUCACUGUCGUAAGCUGUCUUCCACUUUACAUUCUCAAGUACUUGAAGCGCAAAUUCUCUCCUCCGAGUUACUCCAAGCUUACCUCGUAAAAGUAACCCCGUUCCUGCGGUUCUUUCACUCGCACCAGUCUGCACAUUGCACAUUCACUGUGCUUUAAUGUCUAUGGAUUCAUGUUGGACUGAAGAAACUCAAAUCCAAAAUCAAAAGUGAUAGCGUGAACAGAGCACAAAGGAGGAGGAACCAUCUGACAGGUACAAUAACACAGAAGUACACUAACAAGACUAUCAGAGAGAAACUAAAUUUUCUUCAUGUCGAGAUUAUUAUUUUUUUUUUUUACUUUUGGUUGCUAUGAUAAUAAAAUAAAACUGAAUGACCUUUGAUUUGACAGUGCUUCUGAAUGGUUUCAUUGCUGCUGUAAGAGAAUUUUUGCUACUGUAAAGGAUUUUUUUUCCUACUGUACUAAUCUGCAAGUUGAAACUUUUGUUAUUUAUUACAUGACUUCCAUUCUUUAAUUAUGACAGAACUUCUGAAUUCAAGUCC